AAAUUUUGCCGGGUGGCAGCUUCGAAGUAUAUUGAGUGCAUAAACUGAAACAACAACUACAAGCAUAGCACGGAUGGAUUAAAUUAAAACGAAAAGAAUGAAAAUGUGUGCUUUUUAAGUGUUUAAUUGUAAAACUACGAAAAAAUUCAAAUACUCAGCAGUAUUCGCAAAAAGUAAUGUGCGCGUGUGUGCAAAGCAUGUAAAAAGUAUUUUGGAAGCGGCGAAAGGUUUUGCUGGCUAUUAAAAAACCAAAUUUUUCUAAACACGCACACACAGACGCACACAUAUAUAGCCUAGCACACAACGAGCAACGAACUCGUACAGCAGCGACGCCCAAGAAUGAAAGAGCACAAGGCAACAUGAAAAUUACAGCAACAAACAACACAGCAGCAUAAAAACAGACUGAAAGAGAGAGAAAGCGAAAAAGAGAGCGGUGCAGUAGCAGUUAAACGGCAACGACCCGAGCAGAAGUCGCCGCAGAAGCAGAAGUAUUAUUAGCGGGUGUUAUUGUUGUUGUUGAUGUUCUCUUUUGCACGGUGCCAAUUGUCAUAUACGCCGUUGAUCAACAUUACGUUCCACACACUCAGAUACAGAUACUGUUUAAUGUAGUUACAAGAUAGACGGUUAUAGUAAAGUUUAUGAACUGAAUUCCAAAGAUCCUUUGACGACGCCUCGCUGUGCAGAACGAUUUAUUUAAACUUUGUGAUAGUUGUAUUAGAAUUUUUUUUGUUUUUUUUAUAAGUAUAUAUUGUAGCAUUUUAAGAGAAACCAAACAAAGUUGCAAACCAAAUAGAACGUGAAGCUAUAAAUUGCUAAUGCAUUCCACAAGCACAACCACAACAUUAUCAACAACAACAACAACAACAAUGAUAACAACCAGAGUAUUUGACAAAUACAGAAUGGGCAUUAUGCUGUUGCUAUUGAUGGUCAGUUUUCUCGGCUGUCCGGUUAUUAUCGAAGCAUGCUCCAGCCGCACAGUACCCAAGCCGCGUCCAUCGAUCUCAUCAUCCAUGUCCGGUACAGCGGUGCCGCCCACACAGUCGCUGCCAACAAUGGUGACAACACCUAGAACAACCACAACAACGACAACAACAACGCCCAGGCCAAACAUAACAUUCCCCACAUACAAAUGCCCAGAGAACUUUGAUGCCUGGUACUGUCUCAAUGAUGCCCAUUGCUUUGCGGUCAAGAUUGCCGAGCAGCCCGUCUACAGCUGUGAGUGCGCCAUUGGUUUUAUGGGACAACGGUGCGAGUACAAGGAAAUCGAUGGCUCCUAUCUGCCCAAGCGACCACGUCCAAUGUUGGAGAAGGCCAGCAUCGCCAGCGGUGCAAUGUGUGCACUCGUCUUUAUGCUAUUCGUCUGUCUCGCUUUCUAUUUGCGCUUUGAGCAGCGUGCCGCCAAGAAGGCCUACGAGUUGGAGCGUGAACUGCACGACGAUGACGAGGAGGAAAGCGAUUGCGAACUGUGCGAUUGCUGUCGUUCUCAAUGCUGCGCUGGCGGAGACAAGCCUCUUGUGGAACGCAAGUUACCCUAUCACUUGCGGCUGGAGCACGCUCUAAUGUCCUUUGCCGUUAGGCGCAGCACAAAGAUAUAAAAAUUGAUAUAAAAUACAAUCAGAUUAAUUCAAUCAUGAUGACCUUGCCCGUUGUGCAUGUUAUGUUAAAAGUCUUAAAUGCGUAUUACGAAUUUCUAUGUGCUUUAGUCGUAGUUUAAUAGUCUUAUUAUGUACUGUCCUACUUACAUGUUAAGUGUUACCUUCGGAUUCCAAUCCAUACGGUAUUUGCCUUGUACGCAGCCUGAAUCUAUACAGGUUCAAUCCAGAAAUUAACUCCAAAUUCAAUUCCCUAACCUGGUUCAGUGCUCUCCGUACUCUAUUAUGAAUCGAAUAUGUAUUUUUUAUACCAUAUGCUAUAGCUAUAUUUAUUUUACUCCUAACUGAUAUACGUAUCAUUCGAAAUACACAUCCACAACGAACAAAAUGGAAAGAACACGCCAAGUAUUAUUUAUCGCACUAGAUAUGUACGGAAUGUAUUGAAGAAUUUUUUAUAAAUACACUGCACUUGCAUAUUAUUUAUGUAAAAAAGCAUAUCCAAAAA
Drosophila innubila is the source of this 2097-nucleotide messenger RNA. Its product is annotated as protein spitz. NCBI's taxonomy places the organism in Eukaryota, Metazoa, Arthropoda, Insecta, Diptera, Drosophilidae. Gene Ontology annotation, biological process: epidermal growth factor receptor signaling pathway. Gene Ontology annotation, molecular function: epidermal growth factor receptor binding; receptor ligand activity. Bases 816 to 1595 code for a protein of 259 amino acids. The transcript is spliced from 3 exons. The record is from RefSeq and is a predicted model, not a curated record.